GGAGGCCUCUUCAGCCAGCCUGCUCAAGCCCCUGCACAGUCCAACCAGCUGAUAAACACAGCAAGUGCUCUUUCUGCCCCCACCCUCUUGGGAGAUGAGCGAGAUGCCAUUUUGGCCAAGUGGAAUCAGCUGCAGGCAUUUUGGGGCACAGGCAAAGGGUAUUUCAACAAUAACAUUGCCCCAGUGGAAUUUACGCAGGAAAACCCAUUCUGCAGAUUUAAGGCUGUGGGCUACAGUUGCAUGCCCAACAAUAAGGAUGAAGAUGGCUUGGUGGCACUAGUCUUCAAUAAAAAAGAAACAGAGAUUCGAAGUCAACAACAGCAGCUUGUGGAAUCAUUGCACAAAAUCUUGGGUUCAAACCAGACGCUUACUGUCAAUGUAGAAGGUGUAAAGACAAUGCCAGAUGACCAAACAGAAAUAGUGAUCUAUGUUGUUGAACGGUCACCCAAUGGGACGUCCAGGCGAGUUCCAGCCACCACCCUCUAUGCGCACUUUGAACAAGCAAACAUCAAAACCCAGUUGCAGCAGCUUGGAGUAACCCUCACCAUGGCCAGGACAGAACUCUCCCCAGCACAAAUUAAGCAGUUGCUACAACAUCCUCCUGCAGGUGUUGAUCCUAUCAUUUGGGAACAGGCCAAAGUGGAUAAUCCAGAUUCUGAAAAACUGAUUCCAGUGCCAAUGGUUGGCUUCAAGGAACUCUUAAGGAGGUUGAAAGUUCAAGACCAAAUGACAAAGCAGCAUCAAACCCGUUUGGACAUAAUAUCAGAAGAUAUCAGCGAGCUUCAAAAAAACCAGACUACAACGAUGGCCAAAAUAGCUCAGUAUAAGAGGAAGCUGAUGGAUCUUUCCCAUCGAACGUUGCAGGUGUUAAUCAAGCAAGAGAUCCAGAGGAAAAGCGGGUAUGCCAUCCAAGCAGAUGAGGAGCAACUCCGUGUGCAGCUGGAUACGAUUCAGUGUGAACUCAACGCCCCUACACAGUUCAAGGGUCGGUUGAAUGAGCUGAUGUCACAGAUCAGAAUGCAGAAUCACUUUGGAGCUGUCAGAUCUGAAGAGAGAUACUAUAUAGAUGCAGACCUCUUACAGGAAAUCAAACAGCAUUUAAAGCAGCAGCAAGAAGGACUAAGCCACCUGAUCAGUAUUAUAAAAGACGACCUGGAAGACAUAAAGCUGAUAGAACAUGGCUUAAAUGAGAGCAUCCCAGUUAGAGGGGGUGUCUUCAGUUGAUUGACUGGUCCUUUCCAUUGACUGUAUGGGCAUGUAAAACAUGUUGCUUUCCUUGACUGAAAUCCAUUGGGUGGUUCUUUGGACCAUUAACCUUAGUGUAAGUUCCAAGAGAGUGCCAAAUGCUUGGCAUUCAACACUGAAGGUCAAAAGGCUAAAGGUUUAGAAAGCUGCACUUGAUUUUAAGGUGGAAAGAUACUUUAGAUCACGGUUUCUCAACCUUGGCAGCUUUCAGAUGGGUUGACUUCAACUCCCAGGAGUUCUGGGAGUUGAAGUCCACCCAUCUGAAAGUUGCCAAGGUUGAGAAAUCCUGCUUUAGGUACUCCUCUGUGAUCUAACCCUGCAUUUCUAUUAUGUCAACUGUGUCUCAUUUUGUUUUUCUGAACAACACUUCCUGUUGUUCAACAGGAACACUGUUAAACUAUUGGUAGGAAAUAACACAUCUUCUCUAUAUCAGAAGCAACACAAAACAACUCGUUUGGUAUACCUUGUGAAUCAUAUGCUUUAAAGGCGAAACACAUCUGCCCAAUGUUUGGGGGCAAGCUGUGGAAAGAAGUGCACAGGUGAAAGGUGUUUUUCCCUUUUCUUAACAAUGACAACCAAAAACGUAUCGUAUUAUAUCAUUUUACUUCAUCAGACUUUAUAAUAUUACUCUUCUAAGAGGUAAUAAAAUCAGUGCUUCGUUUUUGUUAUCCAGCCAUAUGCUCUUUGUACUGGAUCACUUGUUUUGAAAAUAACUGCAGAUGCAAACUGUGUCUAGGAGUCUUAAUCCUCCCUAAUCAGCAUUUAUAUUGGCCCACAUAGCCUCUGAGAUUCAGAGCUACCAACAUCCCUGUCCACCCACCCCCUAUGCCAAGUGAUACAACAGAAGCCUACAAUUGAAGCACUGCCUGUUGCUUCAACAUCCCUCUUGUAAUGCAAGGCACAGUAGAGUUAUUGUGACCUCUGGUGUUAUAUUUCCUGAAGUGAAGGCGAAAAUGAAAUCCUUACAAAAGUUUUUAAAAAGAGCAUUGCUUUACUGUAGCAGAGAGCUAGCUGUGUGAAGAUGUUAGCUGCUGUUUUUUUAGCCAAAGAACUGGGGCUGAGGGAAUAGCCACAUCAGCAUGCUAUCCUUCAUUCAGAUUUCUUGGCAUGGUGAAACAGCACUUCUGCGUUUUAGUAUUUUUCCAUUUGUUGUUGUUGUUAAUUGCACCAGAAUAGUGAUGGUAGACUCUCAGCUCAUCAAUGCUUACACUUACGCUUCUUGGUAUCCCUCCAGAAUACAGAAAAGGUAACCCGUAUGUGUGCAGCCAAAGGCAAGUGGUGAAACCAGGCACUUGAAUUGUAGCUGCUAUCAAGUUUUCCAAUGGUGGUUGCUGAGUAUAUGAAGAGUGGCCAGGAGACAGUGCAGUUUUAAGGCAGUUACAAAAACCCUGUACUUAGCUACAGUCAAAUGAAUUCUCAUGCUUUUUUCCCAUGCUAGUCUUGCAAACACUUGCAGCAAAACAAAUGUUCUCCAGAGUGAUAACAUCUGCCUGCCAGCACACUUGUAGGAGGAUUUUCUGAUGUUACCAGUUUGGCAAAAGGAUUUUGGUCAAUGGCAGUAAACAUAUUUGCCUGCUGGAAGAAGAUGGAUGGGUGAAGAAAGAUUAAUUGGUCUCCUUCUUAAUUUAAUAGCCUUUUAAAAAUAAAAGGUCCAAAAGGAGGCCAAGGAGAAUGAAGGCAAAGUUAAUGGAUAUUGAGGAUUGGAACCCACACUUAAGAUGGAAUGAAAAACUCUAUUUUUGAAAUUUAGAUUAGCAAUUCUGGUUAGGACCAGUUUCUACUACUCUUCUAUGUUAAUGCCUGUGUAUAGUGGUUUUGAAAAAUUAACUCUGUAUAAUGGUUUUGAGAAAAUCAGGGACUGUCAGACAAAUCUACAUAUAAAUAAAAUAGUCUUGAAACAAAGAUACUGUUUGUUUUUGGAUAGAUACGAAUGUAUAAGAGUUAAGUUUAAAACUUGUUUUGCUAAUGCAUUCAUCAGCCAACCUUGGCAAUGAUAACAUAGCCUUUUUUUAUUAGACCCGUUAAAGUUGUAAUGAAAAGGAAAUCUCCAGUCGUUGGAUACAGUUGAUAAAACUUUAUUUAUGCUGUAUUGUGCUUUAAAAUGGAGUAAGAUAUUAAAAGAAAUGCAUUUUAUCUGAAAUGUUUGCAUUUUCUUAAGCACUUUUUAAAAAGCUUCAAUGCUUGAAAGUUAAAGUGAGAGGGAAGAUUUCCAGUUUCUUCUGAUGUCAAAUUCAGGAAAAUUAAAAAUUGCUCCAUUUGUAGCAGUAAAUAAUUCACCCUUUGGAGUUAGUUCAGAGGCACAUUUUGGGAUAAAAGAUGGGUAUGGAAGUAGCAACCUGGAGUGUUUGCCAUUUGAGACAGUGGACCUUAUCCACCAGCCCAGCCCAUG
Messenger RNA from Python bivittatus (Burmese python), 3634 nucleotides. NCBI's taxonomy places the organism in Eukaryota, Metazoa, Chordata, Lepidosauria, Squamata, Pythonidae. The record is from RefSeq and is a predicted model, not a curated record.